Molecule: messenger RNA, 1110 nt
Organism: Fusarium fujikuroi IMI 58289
Lineage: Eukaryota; Fungi; Ascomycota; Sordariomycetes; Hypocreales; Nectriaceae
Exons: 2
Coding region: 1-1110 (369 amino acids)
Biological process (GO): mRNA splicing, via spliceosome
Cellular component (GO): spliceosomal complex
Source: RefSeq, a predicted model, not a curated record
AUGGAAUUCCACUCCUCGGAGCCGGCUACAGAGCCAGUCCGAUUCCGCACUGGCAAAAAACGAAAAGCCUAUCGCCAACGCGUCCAGCAAGAUGACGCCUCUGUCGCAGAAACAAUACAAUCGCAUCCCACUGCGUCUGCCUCAGAACCCAGUCAUGAACUCUCCCGAAACGCUUCACCAGAUCGCGCCCAAGAUGAAGAAGAAUCUGUUGUUGCUGCACUCAAGCUGCGCAAUGCGCGAAGAGCCCGACUUGGAGGUGUCGCAUUUCGAAACACAAACCGACCAGACGACGAUAUGAACAACGAGCGUGCUCUCAUUCCACACGACGCAGAUGGUACUUCGAAUAACGAACCCACCGUGAAAGGAGUUGCAGAUAGAUUUACUCACCAGACGGGCAGACUUACAGAUCUUAAUGACAAGCAUAUGAUGGAUUACAUAGAAUCCCGAUUAUAUAAUCGCGCGGGCGGAAAUACCUCACACAACACUUUAUCAGCGUCUACAUCAGACCCGGCUCGGCAACCUUCUGCAACAACAACAACAACAACAACAAACCAUGAGAGUGGACGGGCAGUAAUGCAGGGCCAGUUAGUGGAGAUCAGUCUCGAAGACCACUCUGCUCGAGGUAAGAACCCUGUUCAGGCAGAUAGUGCUACAGAUGGCGGACCAAGAGCCAAGAAGCCUAGACUUAGAAAGGAUGGCACGCCAUGGCGUCCGCGAAACCGUCGAGAUAGUGACGCCCUCAAGCGAGAUCAGAUCGUUGACGAGAUUCUCCAUGAAACAAGACGUAUGUCCCUGAUGUCCAUGUUCCUCGAAUUAGCUACUAAAUCAUUGUUCCUAGUCGACUUAUACGAACCGACUCCAGGACAAGACAGCCACACUGCAGUUGCCGAUCAGGAUGGUGCCGCUGAUGCGCGGCUCGCCGAAGAGUUCCGGCAGCAAUUCCUUGAGGACGUAGCAGAACGACAGCUUCGCAAAAAGAAGGCAACGAACCAAACAACGCGCCCCGGUACCGAGGAAGUACUCAAAGGCCCCAAACUCGGUGGCAGCCGUAACGCUAGAGCUCAGAUGAGAGAUCUUUUGUUGAAGAAAGAGAAGGAAGGAAAGAAAUAG